Messenger RNA from Tupaia belangeri chinensis (Chinese tree shrew), 2462 nucleotides. RefSeq names its product sorting nexin 9 (gene SNX9). NCBI's taxonomy places the organism in Eukaryota, Metazoa, Chordata, Mammalia, Scandentia, Tupaiidae. The transcript is spliced from 18 exons. The record is from RefSeq and is a predicted model, not a curated record. Gene Ontology annotation, molecular function: phosphatidylinositol binding; protein binding. Gene Ontology annotation, biological process: cleavage furrow formation; mitotic cytokinesis; endocytosis. Gene Ontology annotation, cellular component: cytoplasmic vesicle; plasma membrane. The coding region runs from base 80 to 1843 and encodes 587 amino acids.
GACCUGGGCACAGAACAGUGAUAAGGGAGCUUGGCUCCAGCAAGAACCCGAGGAUGGAGAAAAAGAAAAGGCUCGGGUUAUGUAUGAUUUUGCUGCAGAACCUGGAAAUAAUGAACUGACGGUUAAUGAAGGAGAAAUCAUCACAAUUACAAAUCCGGAUGUUGGUGGAGGAUGGCUGGAAGGAAGAAACAGCAAAGGAGAACGAGGGCUUGUCCCUACAGACUAUGUUGAAAUUUUACCCAAUGAAGGAAAAGAUCAGUUCUCCUGUGGCAAUUCAGUGGCUGACCAAGCCUUCCUCGAUUCCCUCUCAGCAAGCACAGCUCAGGCCAAUUCGUCAGCUGCCAACAGCAACAACCAGGUCGGCAGUGGCAGCGACCCCUGGUCAGCCUGGAAUGCCCCCAAAUCUGGAAACUGGGAAAGCACGGAUGGUUGGGGGGCCAGGCCAGAGGGGGCCAGCACCCAAAGAAACUCUGCCAACAACUGGGACUCUGCCUUCGGCCACCCGCAGGCCUACCAAGGACCAGCAACUGGCGAUGAUGACGACUGGGAUGAAGACUGGGACGACCCCAAAUCCUCUUCUCCGUACUUUAAAGACUCAGAAUCAGCAGAGGCGGGAGGAAUCCAGCGCGGAAAUACUCGUGCUGGUGCCUCCUCCAUGAAGCUGCCACUUAACAAAUUUCCUGGAUUUGCCAAACCUGGAAUGGAACAAUAUCUGUUGGCCAAGCAGCUAGCAAAACCCAAAGAGAAAAUUCCCAUCAUUGUCGGAGAUUAUGGCCCCAUGUGGGUUUAUCCUACCUCUACAUUUGACUGUGUGGUAGCAGAUCCCAGGAAAGGCUCCAAAAUGUACGGUCUGAAGAGCUACAUUGAGUAUCAGCUGACGCCGACUAACACUAACCGAUCUGUGAACCACAGGUAUAAGCACUUUGACUGGCUGUACGAGCGUCUCCUGGUUAAGUUUGGCUCAGCCAUUCCAAUCCCUUCUCUUCCAGACAAACAGGUCACAGGUCGCUUUGAAGAGGAAUUCAUCAAAAUGCGCAUGGAGAGACUUCAGGCGUGGAUGACCAGGAUGUGCCGUCAUCCGGUAAUCUCCGAAAGCGAGGUCUUCCAGCAGUUCCUGAACUUCCGAGACGAGAAGGAAUGGAAAACCGGAAAGCGGAAGGCCGAGAAAGAUGAGCUGGCGGGAGUGAUGAUAUUCGCCACCAUGGAACCAGAGGCCCCUGACCUGGACUUAGUGGAAAUAGAGCAGAAGUGCGAUGCUGUCGGGAAGUUCACCAAGGCCAUGGACGAUGGCGUGAAGGAGCUGCUGACCGUGGGGCAGGAGCACUGGAAGCGGUGCACAGGACCAUUACCCAAGGAGUAUCAGAAGAUAGGAAAGGCCUUGCAGAGCUUAGCCACCGUGUUUAGUUCCAGCGGUUAUCAAGGUGAAACAGAUCUCAACGAUGCAAUAACAGAAGCAGGAAAGACUUACGAAGAAAUUGCCAGUCUCGUGGCAGAGCAGCCAAAGAAAGAUCUCCAUUUCCUGAUGGAAUGCAAUCACGAGUACAAGGGCUUUCUGGGCUGCUUCCCUGAGAUUAUCGGCACUCACAAGGGAGCAAUUGAAAAAGUGAAAGAAAGUGAUAAAUUAGUUGCAGCCAGUAAGAUCACUCCACAAGACAAGCAGAACAUGGUGAAGCGAGUGGGCACCAUGUCUUACGCGCUGCAAGCGGAGAUGAACCACUUCCACAGUAACCGGAUCUACGACUACAACAGCGUCAUCCGCCUGUACCUGGAGCAGCAGGUGCAGUUUUAUGAGACGAUUGCAGAGAAGCUGAGGCAGGCCCUCGGCCGCUUCCCGGUGAUGUAGAGCAGAACGGGACGUGAAGAAAACUCUGAAGUGCUUCUUUCUGACUUGGGGCAAUGCAAUUCAAACAUUUGUUUUCUCUAUUAUCAGAAAAAGGAAAGAAAGAAAACCAAAAAGAAAUAAGAGUUGAAAAAAAAAAAAAAGUUUACUUAAUUAACCAGCCUAAGUGCACCAGUUUUAGGGAUGUAUUUUUUUGUUCAUUUCGACAGCCAUUAUUUAAAUCAAUGGAAAUCGUGUCUAUUUUUGGGAAGUACUUAGUUAUCAGAAUUUUGAAUGGAAAAUUAGGGGUUCCCCCCACUGAUAUUUUACAUAGAAUUGUAAUUUAUAAAUCACCCACGAUCCAGUUCUUACCCAGUGUCAGAUAAUUAAUUACUAAUUGCUUUCUUAAAAAUACGAAAUAUGCCGAAAUAAAACGAUAUGUUUGUAUAUUUUUAUAACUUUUUUCCAGUCCUCUGGGGUUCCUGUCCACUUAGGGAAGUCUGCACGUGCUCACCGACACGGUUAGGGCUCGAGUGCUCGCACUCGCAUGACAGGGAUGAGGAGAGAGCACAGCCCUGGAGCGUGAGCCCUGGGUGCAUGGCACGUGUCCCACAUCCCCUCAGGGGGUCCCAGCGGUGCAGGA